CAUCUAGCAGCAGAUGUAGGACAAUCAUUGUACUACAAAGUAUAAUAAACGAAUUCGUAAUAAAAAUGUCAACUUUUCAAACCCAACUUUUGUAUGCUUUAGGAAAUAGAACUAAAGUUUUGCCCGAGUUAAAAAAGGUGUUUGUUCGUCCUUUAAUACAAAUUGCUGUAAAAGCAAUAAAUCAAGAACACAUAGAAGGAGGAAUAUUAGACAGGAUAAGUCAAAAGUAUAACGUGUCAGAACAAUCUGUGGAUGAAUACUAUUCUGUAAUUUGUACAAUAUUGAAAGUUCACUUGGGCAUAUCGUCUCAAAACGUCAAGCCUGCAGAAUUCAGACAAGCAUUGGAUGAAUUAAAGUUACCUUCUGAUUGUAUCGAUGAUCUGUCUACGGUUGUGUAUGGUCAGAAAAGACCAGAGUUGAUAGCAGGUCUAAUACACAGGACAAAGUUUUAUGCACAUUUAAUAUCUUGCAAGUGGCGUGUAGACAUCACCAUUUCUUCUAGCAUCAUAAAUAGGGUUUUGGAGCCACAUAUUAUAAUGGAAUGGACAUUCAAUAAUGGAGAGUGUCAGAUAUUUGAACUAUCUCUAUCAAAAUUUCAUCAGUUAAGGCAUGCUGUGGCAACUAUACUUGUAGAAAUGCAAAAAAUUGAACAACAGUGUGCCCUAAAAAACAUUGUGUGCAGUUGAUAAUUGUAUACAACUUAAUAUUAUAUGUACUUUUAAUUUUAACUAUGUGCAAUAUUAUUUUACAAAUAAAUAGACGAGAAAACAGAAUUAAGUUUUAUAUUGCAACAUUACAACUGUAUCUAAUGAUGUACAUAAAUAAAUAAUAAAAUAAAACAAAAUUACUUUAAUAUAAGUUUCCAUACUGAAAUAAUCGUAUAAAUUUGUAUGAACUUAAUUGUAAUUCCAAGUUAUAAUACGUAAAUAAAUUUAUGUAAGAAACUCA
This is a messenger RNA of Hylaeus volcanicus, 948 nucleotides long. Its product is annotated as COMM domain-containing protein 5-like. The transcript has 4 exons. Bases 66 to 686 code for a protein of 206 amino acids. Gene Ontology annotation, cellular component: nucleus. The record is from RefSeq and is a predicted model, not a curated record. NCBI's taxonomy places the organism in Eukaryota, Metazoa, Arthropoda, Insecta, Hymenoptera, Colletidae.